UAACAAAGGCCAAGAAAAUGCGCUAAAAAUAGUAACAGCUAAGCUAAAUCUGGUGUUACAUCGUCUACCGUGAUGUAUUUAUGUGUAGCGAUUUGCUAAAAAUAGCAACAGGCGGUCUAAAAUAACCGAUCGAUUGCACAUUUCCAGAACCAGUGAUUAAGAUAGUGUGUAUUUUCCUUCUCAUCAUUGUCCCUGAUCGUGGAGAUGUUGGAUUCACUAGAGAAAGGAUUUUAGAAUUAUACAUAUCAGGGAUAUGCUAGUUCAUUGAAUUGGAAGGUUGACAUAGAUGUUUGGAUUAUUGUCAAUAUUGGCUAACGUUACUUCCUGGAACCAGCUGACGGGGUAUUAAUAAUUACUUAUACUCGGUAGGGGACAUUACUCUGUAUGGGACGCAUAAUAUAUUAUUGAAUUAAAUUAGUUGAAUUAUGCUGCAUUGUUCAUCAGUGUCUGAACUAGACUGCAGGAAAUCAUUAGGAAAUAUUUAUUAAGAAGCUUCGCAGUGGAGGAGAAAUACAUGCGCUUAAUCAUAGUUGAUGCUGAUCAUGAGAAGUUUACACGCUGAUUAUAUAAAUUGUAUGUAUCAAGAAGGAAUAGAUUGUGGAAUUAAAUAAAAUGAAGAUGGAAAAUAUAAGUAAUUGUACUUUGACAACGAUAAAUGAACAUGGAGAAACGAUUUGUUAUGAGAGUGAGACUGAAACUUUGAACAUGGUAAAAACAGCAAUCGUUGCAUUAUUUCUUAUUUUCAUAUUCCUGGCAAGUGUUAUCGGGAACAUUUUAGUAUUUUUGGUGUUUUGUAAGAAACCCGCAUUGUUGACAAUUUCAAACCGAUUUAUUUUGAAUUUAACAAUCUGUAAUUCACUAAAUACCAUUGUAAUCAUGCCUUUCAUGUUUGUGACUAUGAUUGCAGAAGUUUGGAUGUUUGGAUAUAUUUGGUGCAAAGCUACAGGAUUUAUUAUGAACACUAUAUUUGCAGCAAGUACUUUAACAUUAGUGGCAAUUUCAAUCGAUCGGUAUUGCGCUGUAGCAACGCCUUUACAUUAUACUAUGAAAAUAACUAGAAAACGAGCUUUGCUAAUGACGAUUUCUGUUUGGAUAGUUGCUGUCGUUUUGUCAUCUCCACCACUGUUCGGAUGGAACGAAUAUGUUUUUCAAUCAGACAAAGCAUCGUGCACUGUGCUAUGGGCAACGCCUUCGAAAUGGGACAAAUUUUACACUUUGUUUCUUGUUUCUGUGUCGUUUGCAUUACCAUUAAUAGUUAUCUUAUGGGGUUAUAUUAUAAUAUUUAGAGCUGCAAGAAACAAUAGCGAAAGAACAAGACGCAACAGUGUUAUACCAUCCAAUCUGAUUGAAGAUUUGUCGCAGGUGCCCUUGAAAGACGACCGCAGACGUUAUUGUGGCAUGUCAAGGUCAUGUAAUAUGCCUAUUUUGCUUCGACGUCGUAGUUCUAGUUCCAGAACACUUCCGUUGUUAUGGAAACGUGACGAAUGGAAAACUGCAUUGACCAGUUUUCUUGUUGUUUUUACUUUUGUUAUAUGUUGGUUGCCAUAUUUUAUCAUUAUCAUACUUGAAUCAGUGCUAAAUAAUCCAAAAAACAUUCCAGCGGAAAUCGAAACUGUGUCUAUUUUACUAGCCAUGUCUAGUUGUGCAAUAAAUCCACUUGUGUAUGUGUUCAGGAACAAAUCAGCAAGACAAGAACUCAAGUUUGCUUUAAAACUACAACGCCGACAAGAAUUUAACGAGUCUAGGCGAGGGAGCACGUGUACCAUGUUAAGAGAUGGUAUCAUCAGACAAGGCAGUACGGAAUCGGAUAUAAUUCUUGAGAAACCAUUACAUUUGUCUGCUACAAACACAACUCUGACUUCUCUUAUAAGCGAGAAGGAGCAAACGCAAAAUCGCAUGUAAUUGUAUAAGAUACUAAUUUAUUUAUGAAAUUCUAGUCAAUCGCAUUUAUUUUACUAAUAGUCCCUUGUCCUUACUUUAUUUUUCAUUUGACGUUAAACAAGCACAUGCAAAUCAAUUUAUCAACCUUUAUUAUUAAUUAUUUCAAUGGCCACUAGCAUUAUUUUGUCAAAGUCCGUUUCACAGUCAAAUUCUCUGCCGUAUAUACUCUAGACUGUAAUGAAAAUUCUGUAUUAAGAACGCAAUUAUAAAUCAAAAUAAGUAAUCCUGAUGCAAACCUAUGUGUGCCUUUCCCAGUGUUGUGAUUGUUCAUCAUUUUCAUCACGAAUGCAUAUUGUUUUUGUCACAAAGUCCUCUCGAACAGGAAGAAAUGUGCCCACAUAAUUUUGUUUCCUUUUACGAGGGAUUUGUUUAGCAACGUUGUACAUGUUAACAUACUUUUCAUAUUUUGAAAUGGCACAGUUGUUUGAAUUAUUAUAAAGUUAAUGGUUGUAGAAAUACAAUAUUACAAAUUAUCCUAAUGCAAAAUGAAAGGACAUUUUCAGUCUAGGGCUGUAUAAUUUGAUAAGCGUAAUAACGCUUUGAAUCUGCAAAGCCACAUUGAAAAAAUCACAUGAUAAUGUAUUAAACCAGUAUUUGUCACUGUUUGUUUUUAAUGAUUAUGUGGCUUCAACGCAUUUACACAUUUAAGCAUGGCUUUUAUGAUUUUUUAAGUGUGGCUUCGACGAUUUCUUAAAUCAUGUUUAUUGAUAUCUUUUAAGACGUCUUAUAAAUAUUGCGGUAUUGAUAAAAAAAACAAAUUGAAUGCUGAGCAAUUUUUAUUAGUGUUUGGCUUAUCCGUUAAAAAAACUAAAAUACUAUAUCACCUAGUUUAUACGUAAAUACGAAACCCACGCCCGCUCAUGCGAAAAUUGUCAAGUAAAAGAUUCACAGUAAUUUUGAUAUAACAUGUACAAAGAUGUAAUUCCAGGAAGAAAAGCCAACAUUAUUCCAUUUUUAAUAUCAAAGGUGUUUUUUGUGUAUUUGUUUAAUAUCAAUUAUGUAAAACAAUCAAAUUGUUGACCAAUGUAUUAUCUACAUAUCUAACAUGAUCUAAUUUGAUAUUCAAUUAUUAUUUUUAUACUUUUUUACAUCAUCUAUUUUACAAGCGAUUGUUCGUCCAUCAUUGAAUCAUUGAUUUUUGUUAACUUUCUAUAGCAUAUAAAUUUGUAAACACGAUUUAUUCAAACGGUACUGUAAUAAUUUAACUCUGUGACGCCCAAUAUCUUAUUUUGACAUUGAACAUUUUAUAGAGACAGCAGUCCAUCAACAUUCUGUUUUAAAAUUAGACACAAAAAGAUGAACGACUAAAAAGUUAACUUUGCACAUGAUACAGCACGAUCCUCGACAAAUUGUUACUGAAUUAUAGGAUAAGCAGACAGAAAAUGUGAGAACAUGCACUAGUUUAAGAUAUAUUUGUAGAUUUUCAAAGACAAUCACUGACUGUCCCUUAAUUAGUUGGAAAUUAUUUUAUUUUUAACACAUUAAGAUAUUGAAAAACCGUUUGACAUACACUAUUUGUUAUGCUGUUUGUUAAUCAUACCAAAGGAUUUUUUUUGUGAAAUAUUGAACGAAACGACAAAAAAUAUUGCUAUAGAAAGUUUAACGUGCAGGUCUUAAAAAUGGCUUUAAAGUAAAACAAAACACCAAAAAACAACACCAAACAACCCACAAUAUUUAACAGUUUAGUAUAAUUCAUUAAAUUCGGAAAGACUGUAUUAAGCUCAUCAUUUAAAUGUCAUCCUUUAAUAUUUUUAUAACGAUCUGUUUAAAAUUCAAAUCAGCUUGUUUUAUAAAUAAUUCGCCGUUUCAGAAAGUAAACCCUUUCAUGGGUAUAAUUUCAUUACUUUGUAGUACCCUUAGAUGUAAAGGAGUUUCUUCCAUUGGAAGAAUUACUUUUCUUUUGCUUUCGGGUGUUUUUAACCAAUCACAACGGUUUGGUAAUGCUUUUUAAAAAUAUUUCCCAGAAUGCAUCACAUUCUUAACAGGCAAUUUCAAGGAGCUGGACGAUAUAGACACUUGCUGUUCAAUAAGAAAUUAAUUAAUAAACAAGUUUUCAGUGUAAAUAGAAGCCAUUUUUAAGAUUUGUUUGUUCAUUAUCAUAGAAUCACUCAUUAUUGUUUUAGAGGGUAUUAUUACAGAAAGAGUAAUUUUACUGUAUUUUGAAAAGAAAGAAUUCAUUGACUCAUUCUCAUGUUGGAUCUCAGAGUGUUUUAUAAUCAAAUAUAAUGGUUGAUCGUAAAUGUAAUUUGUAUUGAAUUUUGUAAAAUUGAAUCCGUUUAGUGUAAACGAUUUGGAAACGCAAUACGUUUUUUUGCUUUUACAACUGUUCGAAGACUUCAAAACUUUGAAUUUGAGAAUAAUUGAUUUUUUUUAGUGGCUGAUUUAAAGCAUUAUCAGCAUUUUUUAAAAUGUACUUUUAGAAUGAAACAUAUUAUGAGUGUGGCUUUAGCCUAGUUAAAUAUACAUUUAAAACUCCUAGACUAUAAUUAUCAAACGGGAUUUAUUUUGCUACCAGACUCUGUGGUAUUGAUAUUAUCACUUGAUACGCAGUUAGAGGCUAAAUAAACAGUCUUGAUAUACGACUGUUUCCGGUAUUCUUGGAAGACAGUAAUCAUAAUUUGAUAUGUAUUAAUUAGGUUACGAUGAUAUAAGAAUAAUUACACGCAAUUAAUAAUUUUAUCAGAUCACAUCGGACAUUUCCAUAUUGUACACACACGGCAUGUCUGAAAGAAAAAUGAAGUAACCUUACGUUUAUGUGCUAAUUGAGAUUGAUAGAAACUGGAGAAGGUAAAUGUUUAAAGAGUGCUGUUAGUUAUUCAGGAUACGCACCGAAAUAUUUUUUCGGAGAUAAAGCUUUAACAUUUUUUUAUGUGAUUUAAUCUGAAUUGAUCACAAUUUAAAUGAAUUUUGAUGUUAAUUUCACAUUUCUAUUUUAAUAAGUC
This is a messenger RNA of Mytilus trossulus (common blue mussel), 4883 nucleotides long. RefSeq names its product G-protein coupled receptor 161-like. The record is from RefSeq and is a predicted model, not a curated record. Gene Ontology annotation, biological process: G protein-coupled receptor signaling pathway. The transcript is spliced from 3 exons. The coding region runs from base 613 to 1902 and encodes 429 amino acids. NCBI's taxonomy places the organism in Eukaryota, Metazoa, Mollusca, Bivalvia, Mytilida, Mytilidae. Gene Ontology annotation, molecular function: neuropeptide Y receptor activity. Gene Ontology annotation, cellular component: plasma membrane; endosome.